CCCGGAAGGGGCCAGUCGCGCUUCCGUCUCCGCCGGGGAUGCACGGAGGGCGGAGCUGCGGCCCGCGGACGCGACGCGAGCCCAGUUCCGGCGAGGAGGGGCCAGUGACAGCGAUGGCGGCGGAGUCGGCGCUCCAAGUUGUGGAGAAGCUGCAGGCGCGCCUGGCCGCGAACCCGGACCCUAAGAAGCUUUUGAAAUAUUUGAAGAAGCUCUCCACCUUGCCGAUUACAGUAGACAUUCUUGCGGAGACUGGGGUUGGGAAAACAGUAAAUAGCUUGCGGAAACAUGAGCAUGUGGGAAACUUUGCCAGAGACCUAGUGGCUCAGUGGAAGAAGCUGGUUCCAGUGGAACGAAACACUGAGCCUGAUGAACAAGACUUUGAGAAGAACAACUCGCGAAAGCGCCGUCGGGAUGCUCUUCAGAAGGAGGAAGAGAUGGAGGUGGACUACCAAGAGAACUGGAAAGCCUCUGGUAGCCGAUCCUAUAGCCCUAGCCCUGAGCACAGACAGAAAAAACACAGAAAAGUCUCAGAGCUCGAGAGACCUCACAAAGUGUCUCAGAGUCAUGAGAGGAGAGACGAGCGAAAGAGGUGUCACAGGGUGUCACCAGCUUAUUCCUCAGACCAUGAAUCUUCUGAUUACGGUCACGUUCAGUCCCCUCCAUCUCAUACCAGUCCUCGCCAGAUGUAUGUGGACCAUUACAGGUUCCCAGAGGAGGAUCCUGAGCCCAUUGUUUCACACCAGAAGCCUGGAAAAGGCCACAGUAAUGCCUUUCAGGACAGACUGGGAGUCAGUCAAGAACGACACCUGGGUGAACCCCAGGGAAAAGGGGUUAUGAAUCAAAACAAGGAGCACAAAUCUUCCCACAAGGAAAAGCGCCUCAUGGAUGCCAAGGGUGAUGAGAGGUCUUCUGCUUUGAGCAGAGAGAAAUCACACAAGGCCCUCUCCAAAGAGGAAAACCGAAGGCCGCCCUCAGGGGAUAGCACAAAGGAGAAGCUGCCCUCAGGUGGUGUGAAGAAAGAGAAGGAAAGAGAGGGCAGCAGCAUCAAGAAGAAGUGUUUGCCUCCUUUGGAGACUGCUUCAGACAACCACCUUAAAAAGCCAAAGCACAGAGACUCGGAGAAAACCAAAUCAGACAAAAACAAGCAAAGUCUGGACAGCUUAGACAUAGGAAAAGGAGACCUGUUGCCCAAGGUAAAAGAGAAGGUCUCUAACAACGUAAAGACUCAAGAGGGGAAAGUAAAAACUUCUAAUUUGGAUAGAAAGUCACUGGGCUCCUUCCCCAAAGGUGAGGAUGCAGAUAUGGAGGACGAGUUCGAGCAGCCCACCAUGUCUUUUGAAUCCUACCUCAGCUAUGACCAGCCCCGGAAGAAAAAGAAAAAAGUGGUGAAAACUUCAGCCUCAGCACUUGGAGCAAAAGGACUUAAAAAAAGUGAUUCUAAAAGCACUAGUAAAAAGUUGGACUCAGUUCAGAAAUUACCUAAGGUGAACGAGAACAAGUCCGAGAAGCUGCAGCUGGCUGGAGCCGAUUCAGCCAAGCUGAAAAAGGUCCCUGAUGUGUUGCCAGUGUUGCCAGACCUCCCGCUACCCAUGGCCAAUUACCGUCCACUGCCUUCCCUUGAGUUGAUGUCCUCCUUCCAACCAAAGCGAAAAGCAUUCUCUUCACCCCUGGAAGAAGAAGAAGCUGGAUUCACUGGACGCAGAAUGAAUUCCAAAAUGCAGGUGUAUUCUGGUUCCAAGUGUGCCUAUCUCCCCAAAAUGAUGACCUUGCACCAGCAGUGCAUCCGGGUACUUAAAAACAACAUCGAUUCAAUCUUUGAAGUGGGAGGAGUCCCAUAUUCUGUUCUUGAACCUGUUUUGGAAAGGUGUACACCUGAUCAGCUAUAUCGUAUAGAGGAAUACAAUCAUGUGUUAAUUGAAGAAACAGAUCAAUUAUGGAAAAUUCAUUGUCACCGAGACUUUAAGGAAGAAAGACCAGAAGAGUAUGAGUCCUGGCGGGAGAUGUACCUGCGGCUUCAGGAUGCCCGAGAGCAGCGGCUACGACUGCUAACAAAGAACAUCCAAUCUGCACAUGCCAAUAAGCCCAAAGGCCGACAAGCAAAGAUGGCCUUUGUCAACUCUGUGGCCAAGCCGCCCCGUGAUGUCCGGAGAAGGCAGGAGAAGUUUGGAACAGGAGGAGCGGCUGUCCCGGAGAGAGUCAAGAUUAAGCCAGCCCCGUACCCCACAGGAAACAGCCAUGCUCUAGCCAGCACUGGCAGCAGCAACAGCUUUAACCCCAGCCCGGAGGAGCCAGCCUACGACGGCCCGAGCACCAGCAGCGCCCACUUGGCGCCGGUGGUCAGCAGCACUGUUUCCUAUGAUCCCAGGAAACCCACUGUGAAGAAAAUUGCCCCGAUGAUGGCCAAGACGAUUAAAGCUUUCAAGAACAGAUUCUCCCGACGAUAAACUGAGGACUUGCCUUGGAUGGAAUCUAGGGGGCAGGAAUACAAGGACAAAUGGGGAUUGGGGAAUGGAACUUCCAAGGGAGACCGGAAUCUUUUGCUUUGAGGAACCUCUUGGUCUCCGCGUCCUGCAGGCUGCAGGCGCUGCCCCGGGAGCCUGCGUGCUGCAGGCCCUGCCUCGUUGCUCGGAGCACACUUCAGAAUUCUGGAGAAGAUGUGAAGCCUCAGGCUCACUGAGGAUUUUAAGGUCAAUUAUACUUUUGUUGUUCAUUAGCAUCUUUGUAAACUAUAAGACAUAGUUUUAAUUAAUAAAUAUUGCCCCCAGAUUGUAUUUAUAUUA
Microcebus murinus (gray mouse lemur) is the source of this 2780-nucleotide messenger RNA. RefSeq names its product elongin A (gene ELOA). Gene Ontology annotation, cellular component: elongin complex; nucleus. Lineage: Eukaryota; Metazoa; Chordata; Mammalia; Primates; Cheirogaleidae. Gene Ontology annotation, biological process: transcription elongation by RNA polymerase II. The record is from RefSeq and is a predicted model, not a curated record. Gene Ontology annotation, molecular function: protein binding.